CAAUUUUGACAUCUACCUAUGUCAGCCUGUCAUAAAUGCGUAGAUUUCUGAAAAUAGAUUUAUCUAUGUGGAAAAUGUCUUUAUCGACAUGAUUUCUUUGAGUAAUUUAUGUAAGUUUUGUAGAGCAAACAUAUUUUUACUAUCAACGUCUUGACAUGUUGGUAAAAUGACUUGAAAAUGAAGAACGGAUGUAACGAAAUAUUGGAGGCUAAAAUUGUUGAGAGAAAUGAACGUGCCAAAAAACUUUAUCGCUAUGUGACUGAUGUAGCGAGGCGUGUUGGUGAGCUAACAUCUGCAAGUCAGUCUAUAGUAGAGCUCUUUUCCAUCAAAAUUGAGGUCCAACGGCAGAAGCUUCGAGACUAUUGUGAAAAAUUGCUGUUUCUCGAUCCUUUGAAUUAUGGAAAAAAAACUUUAGAAUUGCUUUGGCGAAAAGUCUACUACGACACUAUUACUGCGGCCAAAAAGUUAAGGGAAUCUGUCAGCGAUAGUGAUAGUUUCCUCUACUCACAUAUAGAAUGUGGAAUCGGUCAUUUUAGUUCUCUCAUAGAGAGAAUCCAGACAGAAUUUACUAUAUCUUUUAAAGAGCAUGUUUAUGUAGCCAUCCAUGAUGAAGAAGAAGUUCAAGAAUUCAAAACAGCAACAGAUGAUGAGCUACAAUUUGGUAGAUCUGCCUUACAUUCAUGUUUCAUAUACUUAGGGGAUCUCAGUCGUUAUCAAGUUGAGAUUUUCCAAGCUGUUGACCCUUCCAUAGCUGCACGUUAUUAUCUUUUGGCUGCACAUAUUGAACUGAGUCUGGGAAUGCCUUACAAUCAACUUGGCAAUUUAUAUUUGGACAAAAAUUAUAAUUUAGAUUCUGUAUGCUACUAUAUACAAUGCUUAAAUUGUGCAUCUCCAUUUGAAGGGGCUAUGGGUAACUUGACAAAAAUAUUUGAAAAGAAUAUUCAAUUUGAUGAAACAUGUAAUGUAACAGAAACUUUAACUCAAACUGAACAUGUACAGAAUACCAUAGUCAAUUUUCUAUCUCUUAUUGAGAUUUGGUAUCUAGGGAAAAGUGACACAAACAUACCACAAAGGUGCAAUGCACUUGCACAUGAGUUUAAACUCUGUAUGGGUUUUAGUAAACCAUCAUUACCAGAUAUAAAUAAGAAUUACAAUGAUUACAUCCAAGCUAUUGAUGAAGAGAAUACCAACCCAACUUAUUUGAAUUCUAACAUUAUUCAAAAAAUUGUGCAAAUUUGCUUGUUUACUCAUGCAAAAAUGAUUGAAACUGAUGAAUCCAAAGCUUUUGCUUGUAAAGCUUUCACACUAGCCUUGUUGUCUCAACUUUUACAAAAGCUUUUGAAGCAGUUGAACUACAUUGGACUAAUAAAUCCAGCUUCAAAAUAUAUUAAACACUCAGCCAUUCAAGAAAAUGAGUCUGAUACAGUUAACAAGAAAAUUGAACAAGAUUUAGUACCAGAGAUAGAUGAUAAUAAAGUUAAUGGAGAUACAGAAACUCAAGAAAAUGACAUCACAAAACAAACUGAAACUGAAGGUGACCAUAAACACAGCACACAUAAUGGGGACACCAAGAACAACAUAAAGAGGACUCUAACGAAAAGGCGUCGAAGAAGACGUGUUGCUUCUUCGGAAAGCUCUGAUAUGAGUGAUGCUGAAACUGGCAGCAGUGAUAUUGACUCUAAUAACUCAGGUUCAGAUGAUGAAAAUUUAUCUGACUCUUCGUUCCAAUCUGAAGAUGAGAAACAAAGUGAGGAAUCUGAUAAUGAAAAAGAUGAUGAAGAUUUGUCUGAUAAAAAAGUGGAAAGUAAUGCCGUUCCCAAAACUGAUAGUAAGACCAAUGAGAAUGAAGGUGAUGCUUGCAACAAGAAUAGUACAGUCAAUAAUUACAAUCCCAAUAAAAGCAUGCAUGAACUGAAUGUAUCUGAACUACAGAACUUUCUACAGGGUGAUAACAUUCUAGCCAGCAUUAAAUUACUCCAAGACUGGGUUUUACUUGAAAAAGAUUUAAUUCUUUCAUGUGGGGACAGCGGAGAAUCACUUUUUCAGUGUGUUGUUGAUUUACUGAACAUUUUCACUUUCUACUUUAAUAUCAAAGGAAAUGAGGAAGAUGGAAAUAAAUGUCAUAUAUUGGUAUUUGCCAAAUCUAUGGCCCAAAAAUUAAAACUGGAAUAUAAAAAAAUACCAUUACCUGAAGAUAUAAAUUUACGGGGUACUAACAUUUGUAAGUUUGACAAAGAUGCUGCUGAAUGGCAAAUCUUAGAUAAAUACAAACUGACUGUGUAUGAAGAAAACAUCAUAAGAAUACUGAAUUUCAUUGACUUUGGUAAUCAAAUAGCAAAGAUUGUUCCUAGAAUUCGAUUUAACAGAUCAUUGAAAGUGUUUUACUUAAAAAAGAGCUCACUGCCAAAAUUGAACACCAAACUUAGCCACAAGAGAAGCCGCGAGUGGCAUAAUUCAAAGAAACAACAUGCGGAGUCCAGUGAGAGCGGUUUGUUGCGGCAGCUUGGACGACUGUGGCUGGCGUCACAAGUCCGCGAACUGGAACGCUCUGGCCAAUCGGCUACACCUGCUCUACUAGUCGUCGAUACGGCAGCACUCAACAAGCAUCUCCGUCGAGUGAAGCAACUAGUGCGCGCCCGAAAUUUCGUCUUACUGAUCCCUACCAUUGUGUUGCAGGAAUUGGACAAUUUGAAACGUGAACAGAGCACCGCUCGAGAUGCUAUACGUUGGCUGGAGCUUCAGUUAAGGAGCGGAUCAAGAUUUUUACGUGCACAACGUCCAGGCCAGACGAAGCCUCUCCCGCUAUUGAAAUAUCCUCGCAAAGCUCCUCCGCACAUCUACAAUUUCAUCCAGAUUUUAGAGUUCUGUAAUCACUUUAUUGCUGAUGAAAAACAUGGAAACGGGGAUUCCGAUAAUUCAUUGCAGGGUAAAUCGACACCUUUACUUAUUUUACUGGUUGGUGGUGAACCCGGCAGUGAUGAACAGUAUAAGGAGUUCAGUGUUACUGGAGCAGCUCAAUCAGCAGGGAUAACAGUAGAGCAGAUCGGUGAUUUCUACACCAAAUGGCGUCAAACUGUACACAAGAAUGGCAAAAAAAGAUGAACAGUUGUCAUUGGAUCGAGGUUUAGUCGGCAACAAAAGGAACAGCAAGUAAUGCUCUUCGGUUUCGAUAAAAGAUUUGCAUUGUCUCCCGUUGAGAACAGACACGUCCACGCGUCGUAAGGGCAAUGGCAAAAGUAUCGUAUAUUAAUAACGUCGUAAUUGAUAAGCCUGGUUUGUCGGGGAUUUACAGAUGGGUACAACGUUUACAGGCUAUUUUUGAUGUGUUUAAAUAACUGUCUAUUCUCAUAAUCAUUCAUUUUCCAUUAAAAAUGCAUACUCGUGGCAUAUUAAUUCAGGUCCAUUACAUUUUUAUUUUCGCCAAAAGUAUAAUAAAGACUUGGUAUUACGCCAAUUGUUACAUACUUUAUUGCUCCAUUAUCAUUCUUAUUUGAAAAUUUGUUUUUCAUUAUAAUAAACAUUCCCACUAUAUAAC
Molecule: messenger RNA, 3535 nt
Organism: Manduca sexta (tobacco hornworm)
Lineage: Eukaryota; Metazoa; Arthropoda; Insecta; Lepidoptera; Sphingidae
Gene: Smg5
Product: protein SMG5
Exons: 4
Coding region: 178-3102 (974 amino acids)
Biological process (GO): nuclear-transcribed mRNA catabolic process, nonsense-mediated decay
Cellular component (GO): telomerase holoenzyme complex
Molecular function (GO): telomerase RNA binding; telomeric repeat DNA binding; protein binding
Source: RefSeq, a predicted model, not a curated record